This is a messenger RNA of Helobdella robusta, 705 nucleotides long. RefSeq lists its product as hypothetical. The record is from RefSeq and is a predicted model, not a curated record. Bases 1 to 705 code for a protein of 234 amino acids. Lineage: Eukaryota; Metazoa; Annelida; Clitellata; Rhynchobdellida; Glossiphoniidae. The transcript has 6 exons.
AUGUUGUACCGCAGUUGGUACCAUCCCUGCAUCGAUCGCCACAUAGCGGAAAGUUUGCUGAUGCAGAACGGUGAAGAAGGGCAUUACUUGCUGAGGCCCAACAUCUACAACAAUGUUCUCACCGUUUCUGUCAGAGCCAAGGAUUCGGUGAAACAUUUCCAAGUGACAGUUUCAGCGGAAAAAGGAGAAAUUGCUUUUGGUUUAGCUGUAUUCAAAACGGUUAAAGACUUUUUGAAACAUUUCAACAACCAGCCUCUGAUAGCUGGAGAAUCAGGCUUGCCAGUUAUGUUAAAAUCUCCGUAUCCAAACAACGUGGCGGAAAUAUCUCAAUAUGAACACGUGAAGGUUCACGCCGAAAUGAGAGUUUCAUCAAUGAAUGAGGAAGAGGAAAUGAAAUCUACAGCCACAAAAGAAGGUUUUUUAACAAAAUUGGGAGGUGUUAUAAAAAAUUGGAAGUGUCGGUGGUGCGUGUUGAACAGGUUGGAGCUGAAGUAUUACAAGCAGAGGCAGGAUGGCGAACCUUUAAGGACGAUAGAUUUGCGAGACUGCCUUUAUUGUACUGUCGACACAACUCAGAAACACAGCAACUGCUUCGCCUUGUGCUUACCUUGGAGGACAUUCUAUUUUUCGGCCGCUUCGCAAUCGGAGAUGGAAGAAUGGAUGAAAAUAAUCAACUGGAAAUUAGUUAGCGAUUUAUUAAUGUAA